Messenger RNA from Gekko japonicus, 2702 nucleotides. It is a transcript of the gene M6PR, whose product is annotated as mannose-6-phosphate receptor (cation dependent). Gene Ontology annotation, molecular function: protein domain specific binding. Gene Ontology annotation, biological process: protein targeting to lysosome. The record is from RefSeq and is a predicted model, not a curated record. The coding region runs from base 244 to 1077 and encodes 277 amino acids. Gene Ontology annotation, cellular component: trans-Golgi network; Golgi apparatus; endosome. Lineage: Eukaryota; Metazoa; Chordata; Lepidosauria; Squamata; Gekkonidae. The transcript is spliced from 7 exons.
CCUGCUUCCGGUGCACGGGGCGCCUCAGAGGAGAAAGGCGUUGUGGCCGGCUGCGGAGCGCUUCUGUCGGGCGGCCUCCGCACCUUUUCCGUGUCAGCCGCUGACGAGAGCUGCCCGCUGUCUUCCCGCUGAGCGGCGCAGUAUGCCGAUUUCUGAGGCUUUCUUAAUCAGCCGCCGGCCGGUCUCUCGCUAAGGCUGUGACGUCACCCGACGGGGGGGGAGCGCGAUCGCCACAGCCUCAGAAUGUUCCUGGGUGGGAGGAUGUCCCUGGCUCACACCUGCCUUCCUGCCAUGCUGCUCGCCCUCGUGACCACUGCAGCGGCAGGUGAGAAGGAGUGCGACCUGGUGGGGGUGAAAGGCAGUGAAUCCAAGAGGGAAGUUGCCCUGCUGAAGAGGUUGGAGCCGCUGGCCAACUACAGUUUUACAACAAAUAUCGAAAAUGAAAGGGAACAAUACACAUACACUUUCAGAGUGUGUCGAGAAACUCCUACUGGUGGGGAGUAUUCCGGCCUGGUGCAGGUGGACGAGAAAAGCAAGAAAACCACGGUGGUGGGACGAAUCAAUGAGACUCACGUCGCUAGUGGAACUGAAUGGAUUCUGCUGAUCUACAAAGGGGGGGAAAGCUACGGCAGCCACUGUGGGAACGAGAAAAGGAAAGCCAUGGUCAUGAUCACCUGCAACCGGAAGAUGCUUACAGGGCCCUUCACCAUGGUGGCAGAGGAGCGGGAGAAGGAAGAGGAAUGUUUCUACCUUUUCGAGAUGGAGAGCAGCGUGGCCUGCCCUCCUGUGGACUCACACCUCAGCGUGGGUUCCAUCCUGCUGAUCACGUUUGCUUCCCUGGUCGCAGUAUACGUCAUUGGGGGCUUCCUCUACCAGCGUCUGGUGGUGGGAGCGAAAGGCAUGGAGCAGUUCCCCCAUUUUGCUUUUUGGCAAGACAUGGGCAACCUAGUGGCAGACGGCUGUGACUUCGUGUGCCGAUCCAAUCCUCGGAACGUGCCCACCGCGUACCGUGGCGUCGGGGACGACCAGCUCAGUGAGGAACCUGAAGAGCGGGACGACCACUUGCUCCCCAUGUGAAUUGCCUUCCUCCGUUCCCUGCCCUCGGUGUGCCCAUAAGCAGGUGUUAACCCGGCCACUUCUCUUGCCCCUCAUCUCUGCCUCUCACCUCUUAAGCUGCUUGCUUUCAACUCUGGCUGCCCUGGGUUUUUUCUUUUCCCCAUCUCCUUCCUUUAUCUGAAUCAAUCCGCUGGAGGCAGGGGGGGACCCCUUAUGAGCGAAGAGCUGUAGGGUGAGGGAAGCCCGACCAGAACUCACUGCAGCAAAAAUGCUUCUCUGGACUUUCGCCGCCUCCCGAGGCUGAGAUCCCUCUCCACCGCUGGGGAAAUCCUCGGAAGUCUGACUACAGACACCGGGGGGUUCACCUUCACGGAAGUCGCCUGGUGGAUGGGAGUUUGGGGAGAGCUGCUUGCAUUUAAGUAAUGUCUCCCCAUUUUUCUAUAGGUCUUGUCCUACAAAACACUGGAUUUUCUAUUUUGAAUUAUUCAACUGUAAUUUUUUCUCCCCUGAUCUGUCUAGCAAUGGCAUAAGCAAAGCUUGUUUUGUACUUCUCCGGUGUAACUUCAGGGAGCUCUCUCCAGCAUUUUCACUCUCCUGGGUGGGCAGUAGCCAAACUUAACAUGAAGGACCUUCUCUUCCCCACUUUUGAACCAAAGCCUAGACUUCAGAAGGUUCUUGCGGCCCCUGGAUGGCACUGUGUUUGAUUUCAUUAAGCAGGCUGAAUGGAAGCAGGGAGACAUUAUUUGUCAAAGGGGUUAAAAGGAGAGAGUCCCCUUCCUGAAGCAGUUUUGGUACGGCACUAAUUCCUCCCUUGGAUCAAUCCCCAUUCCCUUUGAAAGCUUUAUUAGAAAGACGGGUCAUUGAGCUUUAAUCGUAAAUGCGAUAGUGGCAGAGGCUGAAGCGCGUAGGGAAGAAAUGCUGUCAAACACCAGUCGGGGCCAGUUCAGUUACGCGGGGGGAGAGGUAAUAACUGAAGCGUGGAGCCCCCAAGACCAUUAAAAGAAAGCCGGAGUCUUUUCUGGUUGCUUAUGGCCGAGGUCCUCCUAGAAAACAUUAACCGAAGGUGUAGAACCGCAAGGAGAGGUGCGUCUCUACCAGUCUUGUUUACAACAGCUGAGAAAAUUAUCGUGCACUCCCGGUCCAUCUCAGCUGUUCGUGCUCCAUAUUCUUCAGCUGAGAUGUCAAGUCUGAUCUGUGCCUGCGUUUGCUUUUUCGGUGGGAUGGGACAGGCAGGGUCUUACCGUUUUGGUGGUGGGCUUCCUUUGACCACUGGCGGGAGGAGGGAGGGGGCUCUUACCUUACUGGAGGGAAGCGUCUCAGUGCCGCCAGAGCCAGGCUGACACUGUUCACGCCGCGUCCGAGGAUGCCCGGACUCUCUCAGCAGCACCAGCUUCCAUCGGCAGGGGUAUCACCCCCACACACUGCUCCUCCAGUUGAUGUUCUCCCAGCAGGGCAAGGGGGACAGAUCUGCCCUUCAGUGACUAAAACCGGAAGGGUGGAAGAGCAGGCCCCCCCAGCAGCCUCGACGGUCAAGCCUCUCAGCUUCAGGAAGAAACAGAAGUCACUGUGCGGUGGUCACUUUUUUAUGGUGGCGUUCGGAAAACUUUGUACAAAAACUUUAAAAUUAAAAAAAAAUGGCUUGGAAG